This is a messenger RNA of Suillus plorans, 1080 nucleotides long. RefSeq lists its product as uncharacterized. NCBI's taxonomy places the organism in Eukaryota, Fungi, Basidiomycota, Agaricomycetes, Boletales, Suillaceae. Gene Ontology annotation, biological process: positive regulation of neuron differentiation. Gene Ontology annotation, cellular component: nucleus. The transcript is spliced from 7 exons. The record is from RefSeq and is a predicted model, not a curated record. The coding region runs from base 82 to 825 and encodes 247 amino acids.
AAUUCUGCACUCAACCACUCUCAUACCUACCCAAGACCCCAGGGCCCUUCGCUGUAGCUGGCUCGAUUUCUGACAUUUGCAAUGUAUCAACAGUUCCCUGCUUCAUCAUCCAACGAUUAUGGCCAAAUGAUAAUGUCUGCACCCGCUGCAGGCCCUAGUACUGUAGCACCACAUGCAACUACUACAGCUCCACAACCAGUGACGCCAAAGCCGCAGCCGCUUGUGGCGACCGGUAAUUGGACGACUGAACUCGUCCAGCUUGCCAAGACUGCUGAACUCAAAAAACAUUCCCUGACACUGCAACUGCAUACCGCUAAUAUAGUUGCUGCCCAUAAUACCCUCGAACAAAAGGAUAAGACAAUUCAGGACAUCAAAGAACAAAAAAACCGAUUGGACAGCGAACGUGCACGAUUACUUAACGCACUCGCAGAGAUAAAUGCAGACCGUGACAAGGUGGAUCUCCUCGAAGCAUCCAUCACACGAGAAUGUGUGGAUCUAAGGCAACAAAUCCAAACCCUCCAAGAAGGUGAAUAUGCUAUCGCAAAAGCGGACGUUGAUCGCUUGCGGACCGAGCUCGGCCAGCCCCCGCUUCCCCCACUCCAAACUAAGCUUGAUGAGAAGACGUCUCAGUAUUUGCGUGAUCGUCGGGUAAAUGGGGAGAAACGGCCUGUAAGCGACAGUCAGCCAGAUCAACAACCUAGCACUACGAAACGCCCACGAGGUCGGCCUAAGGGUAGCAAAAACCGUGGUGGCAAAGCAGGUGGCAACGUACCUAGCGGAAGUACGAGUGCUAGCGGAAGUGCAGUGGCUGGUGGCACUGCAUGAUUGACCAGUGACAGGUGACAAUGGUCGCAGUUUGGUAUGUAAUUGCUUGGCAAGCGUGAAGGAAAGAAAAUCGUUUUGUGGGCCGCAAACCUACGAGCUUGUUUUGAGUUUUCUUCGCUUGAUUGAUGCGGGCUUUAGUGACUUGGGGGCUCGAUGCAGGGACAGCUAGGGACGGAUGGUGUGGGUUCUAUCAUAUGGAUUCCUGUGACUACAAGUUGUACUAUAUCACAUACAUGAUAAAUGACUUUAUUGAAC